Messenger RNA from Acipenser ruthenus (sterlet), 2800 nucleotides. RefSeq names its product trypsin like peroxisomal matrix peptidase 1 (gene tysnd1). The record is from RefSeq and is a predicted model, not a curated record. Gene Ontology annotation, cellular component: peroxisome. Bases 760 to 2526 code for a protein of 588 amino acids. Gene Ontology annotation, biological process: protein processing; regulation of fatty acid beta-oxidation. The transcript is spliced from 4 exons. Lineage: Eukaryota; Metazoa; Chordata; Actinopteri; Acipenseriformes; Acipenseridae. Gene Ontology annotation, molecular function: serine-type endopeptidase activity.
AGGUUCCUGGGUCAUACCAAGGAUCGUGGAAAUCGGGUGCGUUCACGGAGAUCAUUCUGCGCAGAUUCUGUGCCAAUAAGAAUUUCUGUAACAUGUACUAUUUUUUAAAAACCAAUCAGAUUAUACGGAUUUUCGAGUAAUAACAUCAGAGCAUGCAUCCAAUAGGAAUCUGUUUUUCACAAAAGAGUAAACUGGAUGUAUAUAGUUAUGUUCCUUCCGGAAACAACUGCCCUUUCAACCUUUUAAAAAAAUAAGUGUUUGUGCUUGCUCGGCUCAGUUUGAUAGAUUCAUAUUGUGGUAAUUUGAGUAAGAUUGGGAAAUCCGAUUUGUCAUAUAGAGUCUGUUUUUUUUGGUUUUUUUUUUUUUAAUCUGUUAAAUUGCAAUUUGUUUAGAAGCGUUGGUGCAUGUCACUUAGCACAGCCAACAGCGAGAGUUUUCUUUCAGUUUAUGAUGUGAUAUAACGUGACUACAUUCUAAUGCAGCAAUUGACAAAAUCGUGUAUAUGGGGAGGAAAGUGACAAAUUAUGCACGCAAAGUAUUUUCCAGCCCAAAAAUAAGGGGCAUUUAAUUCAGUGCUGAAAAUUAAUAUUGGACAAACACAGGGACAUACAGUAUACGCCAUUGUAAGGGAAUAACAUACAAACAAUAGGCUAUGUGCUAGUGUUCUGUAUUUAACCAUUUAACAUUUCUUGUGCAAACUCAUUUAAAGGAAUUUCUAAGCUUGAUGAUAUUUGGCAGUAACUUGUUGAUAUUGAAUUCAUGGCACAACUUGCAGCAAUGAGGACCCCAGAAGAAAUCUGUUGUGUUGUCACAGUUUUCAAAGCAACAGAGGAUUUCAUGUGUAUUGACAGAGAUGGUAUACAGGAGGAGGCCCUGGAUCUUUCCAUUUCUCAAAGUGAUGAAGCCUCAUUGAGCCCUCGAGCUGCAUUAGCCAGACCCUGUGAACCAUGGAGCUGCAGUGGGGUAGUUCUGAACAGCCAGACUGGCAUAACAGUCUGCCAUGGACUUAUCUUUACCCCCUUUCUCCUCAACAAAGACAUGGACCUGUCUGGCUGCCAGUUCCUGCUUCCUGAGAAUUUCAGUAAGCAGCUUCAGAUUGAGAUUCAGUUCUCCGAUGCAGUGCCUCCCGAGUUUGUCACAGCAAGGCAGAAGAACCAUACGGUGAACCAAUGCAGUGGAAAAACCUACAGGAAAACAAGACCCCAGUUAAACCCAUUGCCCCAGAAGGCUGAGCUCCUCAUGCUUGUGCCCUGUUUGGAAUUUCAGGAGACUUUCCAGAAGAUGUUUAACAAAUCAGACAAGUGGCAAUUUUAUAAUGAGCAAGAUGACUUCGAACUGAAGGAACUUCAAAAUGACAUUCAAUUUUUACACUGGUUUGCCGUUCUUAAAGUGCCAGGUUUCUUGAAGAAAGAAGCAGGGGCAAUGCCUUGGUUGGCUGCCACAAGCUUAAGAAAAGCGGACUUGGUGUUUGCUUGUGGUUCACCAUUUGGCUCUUUAUGCCCUGAUAUCUUCAUGAACACCCUUAGCAAAGGGAUAGUGAGUAACCUAGCAGGAGAGGGCAAUGCUGUGAUUCUCACUGAUGCACGCUGUUUGCCUGGCACUGAAGGAGGAGGACUUUUCUUGAAAAAGGGAGGCCACUUCUAUCUUGUCGGUUUGAUUGUGUCUCCACUCUACUGGAAGGCAAGUGAAUGGAUUGGACUUACUUUGGUUUGUUCAGUGGGGCAUAUUUUCAAAAAUAUGAGGCGGUUUGUAACUGAACAUGACCCCUCCUUUAAAGAGAUUUGGCCUCCAAUACCAAUGGACAGGACACUUGCCUUGCCUAGCCAAGUUAAAAUAAAGUUUGCCCUAAGUCAUCCUUCAGUGGUCUUAGUGGAGUGUGGUCAAUUCUGGGGCUCUGGGGUGCUGAUAAACUCUAGAUUGAUGCUUACGUGUAGACAUGUGUUGAAUGAGGCAACAAGAGUCACGGUGAAGAGCAACACCACCUAUGAAAGUUUCUUCUCUGUGGUAGGACAAGUGAUUUUUUCAACAAAGAAAUACUCAGCAUAUGACAUAGCUGUGGUGCAGCUCCAAACUGAUUUUCCUGACAAUACUGUGUGUGAACUUGCUUCCAGCUUUAGCCCAGGAGAAGAUGUCCUUGUUGUGGGUUUUGGAGUUUUUGGUCAGAGCUGUGGACCGUCUGUGACAGCUGGAAUUCUAUCCAGAGUGAUUACCUGUGAUUCCAGACCAGUGAUGCUGCAGACUACAUGUGCAGUUCAUGCAGGGGCCAGCGGGGGUGCUGUACUUCGAGCUGGAACUGGAGAGCUGCUAGGUAUUGUAUGCAGCAAUACCAGAGACACUGCAGCUGGGGUGACAUAUCCACACCUCAACUUCAGUAUCCCAGUCACUGUCCUGCAGCCACUGCUCAACAAAUACGCCCUGACUGAAGAUGGAGGUGUCUUUGAGGAGCUGGACAGAGCCAGUGAUGUGGUCAGGGAUGUGUGGAGGCUGCACAGCCCAAAUUGCCAGGCCCCACGCAGCAAACUGUGACUGUCACAGCACCUGACUGAGACAGUCAGCAGGGGUCAUGUCUGAGAAGAAACCUUCAGCCAACUGUGAUAUAGAACUAUUGUUUUUUAGUUAAAUUAAAUUGUACUUUCUGUACCAGUUUAUUCAGUAUUGAAUUUGAAUUAUCCAAUAUGUAUAAUUUUGUAACUGAGACUUUGAUAUGUAUUAUAUUUGCAUAAUAAGGUACAACUAUUUUUUAUUACUAUUGAUACGGUAAUAGAAAUGAUUGUACAAACUAAAUCUGAACAGUGUGGGA